CCCCGGGCCCAGGAUCUCCCGCCCGCAGGGAGAGAGAGGAUUGUCCGAAGAGCCGAGCGGCAGCGCACGGGAGCUUCUAUUUCCCUCCCCGGCAGCUGCGCCGGCUGACAUUCCUCUGCAUUUCUUAAGGGGGAAAACUCAGCGAAGAAGGGCAGUAGAGAAGCGGGGGAAAGUUGAUUGACUUGCAGAGAGGUGAAGCUUUGCUGUGGCUCCCACUGCACUUUGCACUUGAGACCGUCAGUCCACGCGAAGCUGGAGAAUGGAGCCAGAGCCCCCGCCCGAGCUCCCAGCAAUUCCCCUGGGGGAGAAUGGGAGUGCCCACCCGGUGCCCGACACAGCCCUGCUGGCCGCGGGGAGAGGCACGGCCGUGUUCAUCAUCCGCUGUGUGAUCCCUUCACUUUACCUGCUCAUCAUCACUGUCGGCUUGCUGGGCAACGUCACCCUCAUGAAGAUCUUCAUUUCCAACAGUGCCAUGAGAAGUGUGCCAAACAUCUUCAUCUCCAGCCUCGCCGCUGGUGAUCUGCUCCUGCUAGUGACCUGUGUGCCUGUGGAUGCCUCCCGGUAUUUCUCUGAAGAGUGGCUCUUUGGGGAAGUUGGCUGCAAGCUCAUCCCUGUCAUCCAGCUGACCUCCGUCGGUGUCUCUGUCUUCACCCUCACUGCCCUCAGUGCUGACAGGUACAAAGCAAUUGUAAAUCCCAUGGACAUCCAGACCUCCAGUGCAGUGCUGUGGACUUGUCUUAAAGCCACUGCCAUCUGGGUAAUCUCCAUGCUCCUAGCAGUUCCUGAAGCAGUGUUCUCCAGUAUCUACUACUAUCAUAUUGCAAAGAGCUUAAUAAAAAGUGCUCACAACAUCCCUGGGGAACACAGUGAGCAUUCCAAAAGACAGAUGGAAACUCGGAAGCGUCUGGCAAAAAUUGUUUUAGUUUUUGUUGGCUUCUUUGCUAUCUGCUGGUUUCCUAACCACGUGCUAUACAUGUACAGAUCUUUUCAUUACAAUAAGAUUGAUCCAUCGAUGGGACAUAUGGUUGUUACCUUAGUGGCCCGAGUGCUAAGCUUCUGCAACUCUUGUGUCAACCCAUUUGCACUGUAUUUUCUCAGUGAGAGUUUUAGAAGACAUUUCAACAACCAGCUUCGCUGCAGGAAGAAAGCUCAGAAAGAGAGAUCUGCCAGCUACUUGGGCAACACUUCUGCCAUUCAAAUGACUUCCCUGAAAAGUAAUACCAGGAACACAGUAACUACCAUGACACAACUGAAUGGGCACCACUUGAAACAAGAAAUGUCAUUAUGAUAUAAUGAGUGUGAUUUUUGACUGUGAAACAAAUCUGAACUUUUCCUUUGCAGCUUGUAACUCACUUUUGGCUCUCAUUCUUAGACAGUCCUCAGAAGAGAGGAUCUGUUAAAUUCUGGCCAAUCUGAGGUUACUUCACACUGUCUGACUCUUAGAUAGAAGUGAAGAGUGUGUUUUACUGAAAAAACAAAACGGACUGGCAUCAUAUUGUACUUUAAAGGAGAUGCUGAUACAUGUUUAACAUAAAGGAAAGCAGUGUAUCUGAUAAAACAUUGCUUUAAAAAAUAUAGAUCUUCUGAUCUGAAAAUAUGUAUUUUUAACUGAAUAUUGAUCCAGGCUUAUGUUUUGCUUUAAUAGAUUGUGCAUGAUUUUAGCUCUGUGGUGUGUGCUAGCUUUGCUGAUUAAGACUGUUAGACUUUUGGAUUCAAUUAAACUUUUAUUUUUAAUUUAUUUUUUCUAUAAUCAGCUCUCAUGUCAGCACAGGUAGUCUGACUGAAGCUUAUUGCUGCUACUUAUACAAGGCUGCUCAUAUAAAAGUUUGAAGGGGGGGUGUCAGAGCUCUAUCCCCCCUUACACAAUGGCAUAGAAUCUGACAAAUAAUCAUUCCCAAGCCAGGUGAGAGGUUAGCUUUUGUGUCUGAGCUCCAGAGAGAAGAUGCUCACAGUGUCUUUCUUAGAAGGAGCAGUAAUAGCAGACAAAGGCACCUUGUGGAAUAUUGGAGGUUAAUUUUUCACAAAUGGGACGGGACCCCCGGGUGAUGUGUCACGAGCUUUUAUUUUGGACACCAGUCUCAGUUACAGUCACAGGAGAUGGCACAAGCUCACUUCUG
Cyanistes caeruleus (blue tit) is the source of this 2117-nucleotide messenger RNA. It is a transcript of the gene NMBR, whose product is annotated as neuromedin B receptor. Gene Ontology annotation, cellular component: plasma membrane. Gene Ontology annotation, molecular function: bombesin receptor activity. Lineage: Eukaryota; Metazoa; Chordata; Aves; Passeriformes; Paridae. The record is from RefSeq and is a predicted model, not a curated record. Gene Ontology annotation, biological process: bombesin receptor signaling pathway.